Phytophthora nicotianae INRA-310 is the source of this 138-nucleotide messenger RNA. RefSeq lists its product as hypothetical. The coding region runs from base 1 to 138 and encodes 45 amino acids. The transcript has a single exon. NCBI's taxonomy places the organism in Eukaryota, Oomycota, Peronosporomycetes, Peronosporales, Peronosporaceae. The record is from RefSeq and is a predicted model, not a curated record.
AUGGGCAUCCGGAUCGGCGAGGUGAUCGAGGGAGGAGUCGUUAAUACGCGGGGUGGCGUUCGUCCAGCUGAGGGAGGAGUCAGCGAGGUUCGGCGUAGCCUCGGCGACGGCAAAGUUCGCAACCUCGCAACUUCUUAA